AUGGGUGGGUGGGUAUCUCUCUUCCGGUGGACGUUGUUGAAAGGCCUUUGGUGUGGUAAUGAAGAUGAAGAGUCGAGACCGGCAUCGGCAUCGGAUCGCAGAAGCAAGGAAGCGAUACAGGGCGGCCACCUACUUUAUUUACUUAGUAAGGAAAUCUUCCUUCACCGCGAGCUCCCUUGUUCGAUCACUGAUACGUCGACCCUCCUUCCGACUCUGCAAAGCUCACCGCCCCCCUCCCACGCCGCACGCAGGCGUACCCGAUUCGAAAGCCAAGAUGAUCCAGAGCGGCCCGUAGACUCCCAUGUCCCAGCAGCGUUGGAGCGAGAAAGAGGCCGCGAAAGCUGCCUAGCCCGCAAAGUAUCAUCUCGAGCACGCCACGUUACCGCUGCGUGUGAUUCUCCCUCGCGAAUAGCUCGCUCACAUCGCGUCAGACGCGAUCCAGCAAACCUCCGCAGCGGAGGCGGUUUCCAUGGCCGUAGCGUACAUCCACCGCGGGGAUGGCUCUAUACUUACGAUACUAUCCUCUGGGCAGUAACCCGGUGCGUGGGAACGAUCUCGAGUCCGAUGCUCGCCGAUCGGCCUGCGCCUUCAAGGAUCUUGGGCUCUCUCAUCGGGAGGGGCCAGUCAUUUUGGUCAUCUGGCCUGCUUCGGGUAAUCCUCACGGAGGGCUCGUUCGAGGAACGCCGAUUGAGAACAGGCUUUCCGAAAUCCGGUGCAGCCUGGUCGGGCUUGUCUCUCGACGAUUUCCAGCCGUCUCGCUCGUCGAUUCUGCGCGUUCGAGAGGCUCCGUCGAUGGCUUAUCUCGUGUCUGAUGUUCUGGUAGUCUUCUUCGCAAUGAAGAGAAGUACUGGAGAAGUGUCUGAUGAUCACUCGUCAUCCAUUUCACUACAUCCAGCGCAUCCAGCGCAUCCCCCACCUCCCCCACCCCAACCUCAAACCCGGACCCCUCCCAACCACCACCACCCCUUCUCCCCUCCCGUCGCCGUCACCGUCGCCAUCGCCCUCGCCCUCGCCACCGGUAGCUACCACGCCCAGCCGCCCCUCCUCCCCCCCCCUCCGAUCCCACACCUGCCUCACGAACCUCCCGACGCGCAAGCCCGUCUCCUCAAACACCUCGCGCACGACGGCGUGCAGCACCGUCGCGUCCUCGGCGGGCUCCACCCCGCCGCCGGGGACCUCCCAGACGCCCGGCGCGUGAUCGGUCGCCGCGCGCUGGAGCAGCAGGAGCUGGGACUGCGCGGGGCCGCCGGCCGGGGCGCGGCGGCGGAAGAUGAGGGCGCCGACGCAGAGGUGGGCGAAGCGGCCGGGGUGUGCGGCUGCGAGCUGCUGCGGGCUGGUCGCGGCGUGGUGCCGCAGGUGGGGAGGGACGGCCGAACUCGAAUCGGGCGCCGAAGUGUCGUCAGAUACCGUACACGAGAUCUGGAGCCAAGUUGUGCCAUACGUAGAGGUACGACCCUGUAUGUCGUGGCGAGUUACCUAUCACCGCAUGUGAGAUCUCGACUGGGGGUUACAGAGCGGAAACGGGGGAGUGCUGCACACGAGCUCCAAACAACACCCACCUCUGCCAACACCUACCUCCACGUACCGUGUCCGGCACCCCCAAGGCAGUGUGGCGUGGCAUUCACAGAACCACACCAGAAUAGCUCGUCAUCCCGUACAAAUCCCAGAGUUGCCAUCGCCCAAAAGCCAAGCCGAGCCGACUGA
Molecule: messenger RNA, 1704 nt
Organism: Drepanopeziza brunnea f. sp. 'multigermtubi' MB_m1
Lineage: Eukaryota; Fungi; Ascomycota; Leotiomycetes; Helotiales; Drepanopezizaceae
Source: RefSeq, a predicted model, not a curated record